Botrytis fragariae is the source of this 387-nucleotide messenger RNA. RefSeq lists its product as uncharacterized. The coding region runs from base 1 to 387 and encodes 128 amino acids. The record is from RefSeq and is a predicted model, not a curated record. NCBI's taxonomy places the organism in Eukaryota, Fungi, Ascomycota, Leotiomycetes, Helotiales, Sclerotiniaceae. The transcript is spliced from 3 exons.
AUGCUUUCCUCCAUCGCCUUCAGCCAGGCUUCUGCUAUCCCAACCAUUAACGGAAGUUCUGCCGAUAUUGCAGCCCGCAACGCAAAUCACGUAAGUUUAUACACUACUAGUGCCUGCGCAAACGAGGACAAAUACUACGAAUGGCUCAGCACCGCAACAUGCACCGCUCCACAUACUAUUGCGUUCAGCGAUGGAAAUUUCCAAAAGAUACUUAGCGUCAUUAACAAGGAAAGAUGUGUCGGGACCGAUACCUUGUUCGAUGAUGGAGACAUCGGAAGCGUAAUGUUCUGGUUACCAGCUGUUUGUGAUGUUUUCGAGGCUGUGAAAGAUAUACUUGGUGAUGUGACGACAGUUCUUACUGCUGCGGAAUCUUUCGCUGAGGUCUAG